CGCCCCCCGUUGCCCCCCAGCCAUGCCCAACAUCGUGCUGUUCAGCGGCAGCUCCCACCACGACCUGUCCCAGCGGGUGGCCGACCGCCUGGGGCUGGAGCUGGGCAAGGUGGUCACCAAGAAGUUCAGCAACCAGGAGACCAGUGUAGAGAUUGGUGAAAGUGUGAGAGGAGAAGAUGUGUAUAUUAUCCAGAGUGGCUGUGGAGAAAUAAAUGACAACUUAAUGGAACUGCUCAUCAUGAUCAAUGCUUGCAAGAUUGCAUCAUCCUCCAGAGUGACUGCAGUAAUUCCGUGUUUUCCAUAUGCCAGGCAAGAUAAGAAAGACAAGAAGGGGGCCGUGGAGCGUUGGAGUCGUGCUCCAAUCUCUGCAAAACUUGUUGCCAACAUGCUGUCAGUUGCAGGGGCUGACCACAUCAUCACCAUGGACCUGCAUGCUUCUCAGAUCCAGGGUUUCUUUGACAUUCCAGUAGAUAACUUGUAUGCAGAACCUGCAGUGCUGCAGUGGAUUAAAGAAAACAUUUUGGAGUGGAAAAACUGUAUCAUAGUUUCACCUGAUGCAGGUGGUGCAAAAAGGGUUACUUCAAUUGCUGACAGGCUGAAUGUGGAAUUUGCUCUCAUUCACAAGGAAAGAAAGAAGGCAAAUGAAGUGGACAGAAUGGUCUUGGUUGGUGAUGUGAAAGACAGAGUAGCAAUUCUUGUUGAUGAUAUGGCUGACACGUGUGGCACAAUAUGUCACGCAGCAGAUAAAUUGGUAUCUGCUGGAGCCACCAAAGUUUAUGCUAUUCUUACUCAUGGCAUCUUUUCUGGCCCUGCUAUUUCUCGGAUUAAUAAUGCAGCAUUUGAGGCUGUUGUGGUAACUAAUACAAUCCCCCAAGAAGAGAAAAUGAAACACUGCCCAAAAAUUCAGUUUAUUGACAUUUCCAUGAUCCUGGCUGAGGCAAUUCGAAGAACACACAACGGUGAAUCUGUAUCUUACCUGUUCAGCCAUGUCCCCUUGUAAUUGCAGGAAGUUACACUGCACCUUUGUAGAGGUCCUGUCAACUAGCACUAUUGUUUUUAACAAUGCAUUUCAACCACAAGAAAUGAAUAUAUUUGUAAAAUUCCAGAGCUUUUAUGUUUAAUUAUGAUAUUUGUUUUGUAAUUAUCAUUUAUUCUUUGUAAAUGGACAAUAAAUCUCCAUCUUGCAGAAACUUUUAAUG
Cygnus atratus (black swan) is the source of this 1199-nucleotide messenger RNA. It is a transcript of the gene PRPS2, whose product is annotated as phosphoribosyl pyrophosphate synthetase 2. Gene Ontology annotation, cellular component: cytoplasm; ribose phosphate diphosphokinase complex. The transcript is spliced from 8 exons. The record is from RefSeq and is a predicted model, not a curated record. Bases 23 to 1000 code for a protein of 325 amino acids. NCBI's taxonomy places the organism in Eukaryota, Metazoa, Chordata, Aves, Anseriformes, Anatidae. Gene Ontology annotation, biological process: 5-phosphoribose 1-diphosphate biosynthetic process; purine nucleotide biosynthetic process; ribonucleoside monophosphate biosynthetic process. Gene Ontology annotation, molecular function: magnesium ion binding; ribose phosphate diphosphokinase activity.